ACAACAAUAAAUUUAAAAAAAGAUUCUGUAUUUCUUUACCAUUACUUUAUUAGCAGCAGAAUGGAGAAAGCUUUGAAACAGCAUUUAGACCUUCAUGUUGGGAAUUAAACAGUAAAUGACCGUAUAAGAAAACUGCAGGCUAUCUUUUUGGUGUCUGGGAGGAUACAUUAGGGGGACUUGGUAUCAUAACCUCAAUAUUUUUAAAAUCCUGGUUACAGCAUUGCUCACUGGCUGGAGUCAUUUCAGAUGAACUGAUAAUUUAACACAAUAUUUUGUCUUACUACAACAAAUGGUGUUAAAAUGGGAGAGUUGUGGUGGUAGUGGGUUGUCUGUGGAGCUGUUCAGUGGUCUAUAGCAAUACAGUGACUGUUCUGUAUGUGAUGCCAGUAUAAUUCCUAUUUCCUUAUAACCCAUACCUUUAGAUUCAUCUCAUCUCUAAAAUAGUCAUACUAUGACCUAAAUGAGCUGAAAGACCAGCACAAAAAUUCAUCUUUCAAUUCAUAUACUCGAAAUAGUGUCAGUGGGCUCCCCUUUACCAAAUAUAGGUUAUUAUCACAACACAGAACAACACACAGGCUCUCUCCCUCUCUCUCCGGAUUGUACCAUUGAAGGGAUGAAUUGUGACUUGUGCGAUGAAAGCCGGAGAUGAACACUUCAUCUCUGACCCACAUAAUGGCGAUUUAUCAGGCUCUUUAAGCGGAGCUCUGUCGUAUUGCAGCCGGCUCCUCUCCCCUCCUCCGCGGCCAAGGGGCUUCCAGCGGCUCGCCUCGCCUCCCAUCUUCCUCCGCCUGGACCCGACUGCUCUCCUCUCUCCAUCUCCAUCCAGAGAGAGGAGAGGAGGGAGAAGGAGGAGAAGCGGCACACAUACACACCGAACGAGGAACGACGGAAAACGGAAAAAGUAAUUAAAUCACAGCGCUGAGAAAUCGUCCCGGGUUUGCUGUCUGGGAUUUCAACCUGAAGUCUCCCCUGAGGUGCCGAGGCCAUGGCGGUACCUUCAGCCCAGGAGUUUCACUGGCAGAGCCUGGCACGACUGCCCAGUGGCCGUGUCUACCACACUCUGACUGAGGUGGGGGGGCAGAUGUACAUGCUGGGGGGCUGUGACGCUGCAGGGAGGCCCUGCCCCAGCCUGGAGCUCUACUCCCCUGAGGGGGACCGGUGGAUGAGCUUGGCCCCCAUGCCCACCCCUCGUGCUGGAGCAGCUGUAGCAGUGCUCGGAAAGCAGAUCCUGGUGGUGGGGGGAGUGGGAGAGGACCAGAGUCCCCUGAAGGUGGUGGAGAUGUACAACACAGAAGAAGGGAGGUGGAGGAAGAGGAGCGCUCUGCGGGAGGCCCUGAUGGGUGUAUUUAUCACUGUGAAAGAUGGCCGGGCUCUGGCUGUGGGGGGAAUGGGUGCUGACCUGCUCCCUCGCAGCAUCCUGCAGCAGUACGACCUUCGGAAGGACGUGUGGGCGCUACUUCCUCCCAUGCCGACCCCCCGGUAUGAUGCCAACGUACAUCUGCUAGCCAACAAGCUCUACGUGGCAGGUGGCCGUCAGUGUAAGCGACCGGUGAAAGCCUUCGAAGUUUACGACUCAGAGACACGCUCUUGGACUACGCUACCCAUGAUGCCAUGUAAACGUUCAUAUGGGGGAGUGAUAUGGGACACAGCUGGGAGGCUGUGUCUGCUGGGAGGACUGCGGCAGGGAGGAGGACACCAGAGCUCCAAGUUCACCAAGAACGUCAACAUUUUUGACACCAACCAAGGCGCCUGGCUGAAGUCAGAGGAGACGGUGGCGAUGAAAACAAAGAGAGCGGACUUCGUCGCUGCUUUCCUGCGAGGCCGCAUGGUAGUAGCGGGGGGGCUUGGUCAUGAGCCCUCGGCUCUGGACACAGUGGAGGCCUUUCAUCCUCAGAGGAAGAAGUGGGAGAGGUUGGCUCCCAUGACCUUCCCCCGAUGCUCCGCCUCCUCCAUCGUUAUCAGAGACCGCCUCCUGGUGGUGGGAGGAGUCAACCAGGUUCCCAGCUCGGCGCAUGAGAUCCUGUAUGUGAAAGAAGAGGAGUAUCUGUAGUCUGUAGUGACUGACACCACAUGAAUGCAGCAAAUCAGUGAUUCCGCUUCCUCUUUUUCUGUACAACCCUCCUGAAUCAGAUGGUAGUGCAAUACAUAAGCAGCAUCAAAAACACUGAGUGAAAUGGAAGUGCAAGUCCGACUCUCUAAUGUAAUGUAACAGAUAACACUGCCCCCUGCUGGGCUGUGAUGACUUUGAGACCCCCACAUGUAAGCACACACAUGCACAAUGGAGGAGCUGGCUCUUUCUUUAUACCGACUUCUGUUUCUUGAGAAUUUUUAGUAUGUAAGACUUCUGCGUUGUACGUUGUAGUGCAUACUUGGGGAGAAGAAAUAUUUUGUAGCUUAUACGUCUAGUAUUGUAGACAGAGAAAUAUAUGGAGGAUUUACAGUAUUUUAUAGCAUAUAUGUAUUUCAUUUUGUUUGGUUUGGUGUUUUUUGUGUGCUGCUUGCUAACAACUGAGCAUUUGUACUGCAGAUAGUGUGAUUUACACAUAAGAUUUUAAUUCAAUUCCAUGAUGUGACUGCAAUAUUUGUAUAUUAUUUAAUAUCAUCUAGAAAAAAAGUACUAGAAACUGGGUAAUGUUUGGUGAAUAAACUGUACUGUAAAAAAAAUUUGCAGUAAAGCGAUUAACACUGAUUGGGAGUUUAUUUCACCAUCGAUCAUUUGUAGUAGCUCUAGUAAGUACACUGAAUGCUGUACUAUCACUCAUCUGUGCUGUAACAGUUCCCAUGUGUGGGUAUGAUCAUGAUUUUAUUAUUGCAUAUAUGAAAAGAAAUGAUAAUAUGUUGUUUGUUUGUGAUUACCAGACUGAUGUAGGCAAAGAAAAUGAUCUUGUUUGACUGAUUGUACAUUUUAUUCCUGCAGCAAUACAUUUUCUGUCUUUUCAGUGUUUCAUUUAUUGCAACAUGUCCUGUGCAGUAAUAAUGACCAUUUAUUAACACUUCACUCAGGUUUGUGAUGUUACAGAUUUGUUUUUGUGACUUUCUACUGACCUGUAUUAUGUUUGCUGUCAUUAUAGCCAAAGCCAAACUCUUGUCUGUUUGGCUGAGACUGUUGUGUAAGAGACGAAUAAGAAAUAUGUUAUUGUGCUAAAAAAUCAUUUCUGAAGAUUUGAUUUCAUCCUACAAUAUGACCCAUCUCUGUUCUGUCCUUCACCCAAUUAUGUCAUGUAAUAUUGAGGAUAUGAGUAGUCAUGUUCAGUGGAAUAAAUGGGAUCUGUAGUUUGUA
Molecule: messenger RNA, 3280 nt
Organism: Thunnus maccoyii (southern bluefin tuna)
Lineage: Eukaryota; Metazoa; Chordata; Actinopteri; Scombriformes; Scombridae
Gene: klhdc8a
Product: kelch domain containing 8A
Exons: 9
Coding region: 986-2050 (354 amino acids)
Molecular function (GO): protein binding
Source: RefSeq, a predicted model, not a curated record